This is a messenger RNA of Diachasma alloeum, 1983 nucleotides long. RefSeq names its product glutamate receptor-like (gene Ir112). The transcript is spliced from 7 exons. The coding region runs from base 1 to 1983 and encodes 660 amino acids. Gene Ontology annotation, molecular function: glutamate-gated receptor activity. NCBI's taxonomy places the organism in Eukaryota, Metazoa, Arthropoda, Insecta, Hymenoptera, Braconidae. The record is from RefSeq and is a predicted model, not a curated record. Gene Ontology annotation, cellular component: membrane.
AUGAAGUGCUGGAUCGUACUGAUACUGUGUUUUACUGCUACGCAGCCGUUUCCUCUGACCAAUGAAAAGGGAAAGAUUAAUUAUUACGGAUCUUUAAUUGAUAUCUUUUAUCAUAGAUAUAAGCCCUCUGGAGUCAUCAUUUUAUCACCUGAAAAAGACUAUUCUUUUGAGAGUCUCACAUUCUGGCAUGCCAUUUCUAACGAAAUGUCUAAGAGAGGGAUAACAACGGCAAUCAUCGAUUCCCAAUCAUUCAGAGAUAGAUUCACAUUUUAUACUGCACAGAGUGUUCGCCCACUCGUUGUGAUUCUUCUCGGCAGUAUGGAAGAUAUAUAUACUUUCGGGAAAAUCACCAUGAAUUUAUACAUGAGCGAUAUUGCAUGGCUGGUACUAUUCUCCGGAGAUAGUGACGAGAAUGCUUGUAGCUUUUGCCACAAUCCAUUCGGCAACUUAUUAAAUUUAAAAUUCAAUUCCGAAGUAGCCAUUGCGUGCUGUGACUCAACCAUUAUCAAAGAGUGGUGGUCGAUCGGGAAUAAUCACACACGCGUAGGGCAACUGGGCCGGUGGAUUGACCAAAAUCGUGGAAUUCAGUGGUUUUCCAGCGAGGCUCUGCUCCAGCGUAGAAGAUCUUUGGAAGGUCGGGCAUUCCGUGUGUGCAUCGUCAAGGGAUCAAAUGACGCUUGGGAGAAAGAUGGUCAUUUCCACGGACCUUUGGGAAAACUUCUGGAAGCACUAUCUGAAUUCUUGAAUUUUACUAUAUCAACAGUGAUAAUCGAAGAUAAUCAGGGAUAUUGGGAUUCAGAUAUUUCGAGAUGGACCGGUGUUAUUGGGAGACUCGUACGAGGCGAAGCUGACAUUGGUCUAGCACCAUUCAUGAUGACUGCUGAACGACUAAAAGUAAUUGAUUUUACAGUUCCCAUUUAUGACGGAUUUUCACAACUAUACAUCAAGAAACCUGAUACAAUUGUUCUACACUGGAACGCUUACUUUCAGGUUCCCACUAUUUCUCGCUACUUUUCUCCUACAGUAAUUUGUCUGUUGUCACAAUUGAUAAUUUAUUUACAGGCCUUCCACGUGAAUAUAUGGGUGGUAAUCAUAGGGUCAAUUCUAAUAAUGCCUCUUUUUUUAACGUUGAUCAUAUACAGGAAACCAUUAUUCUUCGUCCCGUUGAUUUUCGAGAAUUAUUUAUCUGUAUGGGGUAUUUACUGUCAACAAGGAUUGCCAGUAUUUCCCGCUGAGACACCAUCAAAAAUAUUAUGCAUAUCAAUAUUCCUAUCAGCGCUAAUCGUGAGCGCGACAUACUCUGCGUCGUUAACCAGCUUUCUAGCCGUCUCGUCAUCGUACUUACCAUUUCAUACAAUGGAAGAAUUCGUUGAAGUUGGCACUUAUAAAUUAACAUCGAUAAAGGAUAGUUCAGAGUAUCUGAUGUUCAAGUCUUCUAACGAUACAGUCAUGCAAAAAAUGUGGUCCCUGAUGAAGCCCAAAGAAUCCCUCCCCGCAAAUGAGGAACAAGGAUUCUACCAGGUAUGUAACGAAAAAGUUGCAUUCCAUCUAACGACCGGGUAUCGAAAAGAGUAUCUGAACACUGCAACUACUUGUAAAAUCACUGCGAUCGAGACUACACGAAUUCAAGGUUCACCACUUGUCAUGCCAUUCCGCAGCGAGUUUACUGCAUUUUUCAAUUACUAUAUUCAACGAUACAAACACAGUGGAUUAGUUAGUCGGUGGAUAGAACACUAUCAUGUGGAACAAGAACUACCUAGGGCCAUUUAUCCGUCUGUACGGCUAGAAGGCGUCAUACCGCUCUUGGCUGCCUUAGCUGGUGGAUUCAUCAUUGCACUCAUUAUUUUCCUGACGGAGCGAAUUCUUCAUCGUCGAAGGGACAAGUUACGUCAUAAAAAAAUAGGAAAACUGCAACUGAUAACUUUUCAACGAAAGCAGUUCCCUCGUGCAACUUUUCAUAAAAAUCUUGGUUUCCGUUAUUAA